This is a messenger RNA of Erinaceus europaeus (western European hedgehog), 617 nucleotides long. Its product is annotated as interferon-induced transmembrane protein 1-like. Gene Ontology annotation, biological process: type I interferon-mediated signaling pathway; defense response to virus; host-mediated suppression of symbiont invasion. Gene Ontology annotation, cellular component: plasma membrane. The transcript has 2 exons. NCBI's taxonomy places the organism in Eukaryota, Metazoa, Chordata, Mammalia, Eulipotyphla, Erinaceidae. The record is from RefSeq and is a predicted model, not a curated record. Bases 59 to 490 code for a protein of 143 amino acids.
AUCGAAACUCCUGGGGGAGGGGCGGGUCCAGCCUGCAGACACCCGGCGUCCUCCAGCCAUGAGCAGCACCAGGCACCCUUUCCUCCCGGGCACCCCUGCCGGAAGCCCCCCGGGCUACGAGGUGCUCAAGGAGGAGCACGAGGUGUCCAUCCUGGGGGAGUCCCCCACAGCCACCGUGGCGUCCACCGUGGUCCACAUCCAGACGGACACCGUGGUGCCCGACCACGUCGUCUGGUCCCUGUUCAACACCCUCUUCCUGAACGUCUGCUGCCUGGGCUUCGCGGCCUUCGCCUUCUCCGUGAAGUCUAGGGACAGGAAGAUGGUGGGCGACCUGGCGGGGGCCCGGAGCUACGCGUCCACCGCCAAGUGCCUCAACAUCUGGGCCCUGGUGCUGGGCGUCCUCAUCAGCAUCGGCUACCUGGCCCUGCUGAUAUACGUCGGCAUGAUGGCCUACGAGAAGAUGCAGCAGAGUAUGGGAGGGGGCUACUGAGGCCGGCACCCGGCUCCCCACUGCUGGGUGGGGGCUGCACAGAGCUGUCUGCCUGCCCCAGGCCCCCGCCCCAGACACCCCCACACCCGGCUUCUCUGCUUGCUGACAAUAAAGAGCACGUGUGCGA